Guillardia theta CCMP2712 is the source of this 831-nucleotide messenger RNA. RefSeq lists its product as hypothetical. Gene Ontology annotation, cellular component: cytoplasm. Gene Ontology annotation, biological process: protein depalmitoylation. The transcript has 2 exons. NCBI's taxonomy places the organism in Eukaryota, Cryptophyceae, Pyrenomonadales, Geminigeraceae. The record is from RefSeq and is a predicted model, not a curated record. Gene Ontology annotation, molecular function: carboxylic ester hydrolase activity; palmitoyl-(protein) hydrolase activity. Bases 1 to 831 code for a protein of 276 amino acids.
AUGCUCAUUCCUACUUUCCUUGCUCUGUUGACACCACUGGUGCCACUGGGAGGAGGAGGAGGAGGAGGAGGAGGAGGAGGAGGAGGAUUUUCUUUGCAUUCUCCGCAUGUUCGGGCAGGGCGACCUUCUCUGCUUCCUCUCCUUGCCAAGUGGCAUGGCCGUCAGCCGUUUCCUCCUCCCGUGGUGUUCGAGGCGGCAGAGGAGCACACGGCCAGCAUCAUCUUCCUCCAUGGCUUCGGGGCGCAAGGGGCCGGGCGGGGGCAGCAGCUGGAGGAGCAGCUGGACUUGCCGUGGUGUCGCGUCGUGUGCCCCCUCGCCCCUCUGCGCCCCACCAGCAUGGGGGACAGGCAGAGCUGGUCGAGCGUCGACCUGCUGCCGCAGCGACUGCUGGCUGGGGAGGGAGGAGGGAAGAGAAGGAGAACGACGGGAGAGGAGGAGGAGGAGGAGGAGGAGGAGCAAGGAUGGAGAGACGGCUUCCCACAGGGAGGAGGAGAGAACUUGAGGGUAAUCGAGGAGGAUGAAGUUGACGCGUCGCGCAACGCCGAGUACAUCAAGCGCCUCAUUCGAGCUGAGAUGCGAGCUGGAGUGCCAGCAGACCGGAUCCUCCUGCUGGGGUUCUCUCAAGGCGGAUGCGUCGCUCUGAGAGCUGCCAUGACACUUGAGGAACGAAUAGGAGGAGUCGUAGCUUGCUCUACGUGGUUUCCGCGGCUCAGGAGCUCAGCGCGAGUGAGCGCUACAGCGAGAGAAGUUCCGAUCCUCCUCCUGCACGGCAAGACCGACUGGGUUGUUCCUCCUGCUCUUGGACGGCAAGCGGUGAGGAAGAAGAGUUGA